Brassica napus (rape) is the source of this 5186-nucleotide messenger RNA. Its product is annotated as ATP-dependent DNA helicase PIF2-like. The record is from RefSeq and is a predicted model, not a curated record. The transcript has 2 exons. Gene Ontology annotation, biological process: telomere maintenance; DNA repair. Lineage: Eukaryota; Viridiplantae; Streptophyta; Magnoliopsida; Brassicales; Brassicaceae. Gene Ontology annotation, molecular function: DNA helicase activity. The coding region runs from base 3023 to 4096 and encodes 357 amino acids.
UUAUUGAUUUUUGCUGACGUGGCAAUCACAUAAAGCUUCUGAGGAAAAUUCUUAUAAUUCUAUUGGUUGAUUUUUUAAAAUUUUUCUUUUUCUUUUUUUUAUUCACUCGCUUCCGCGGAGUGGAAAACGCCGUCGUAUUUCAUGAAGUUUAUUCUUCUUCUUUUUUUCAACCGCGUAUCAAUUGAAGGGGGAUAUGGUUUGAAACCGAUGAAGACAGUCCGACCAGAUGAGUUUGCUUCUCGGCACACUGAAGAUUCAAUCAGAUCCAUCGCGUCAAGAAGCGACGACCAGAUGAGUUUCCUUCUCUCCACCAUCGAUCAGAUCGACGAGGUGAAGUUUGUCGAUACUCUCGGAAUAUACAGAUUUUUUGGUUUCUCUGAUUGGAUUCGACUUUUAAGCUAUGAGGCGAAGAUUUUUUGGUUUCUCUGAUUGGAUUCGACUUUUAAGCUAUGAUACAAAGAUUUUUUGGUUUCUCUAAUUGGAUUCGACAUAUGUUAAGCUAUAAACUAUGAUCUGCUUAUUAAGAUUUAUAAUCUUUGUAUCUAAUUGAUUGAUUAACCUUCAGAGAUCGAAAGGUUGAAGAAGCUACAUACAUAAUCGUUAAACAACUUCGUUGACCAGGUAUUAUCCCUGUUCGAAACUACGCUAGGCGCUAGUAGGGCGGCAGUCCCGGGCCUAGCGAGUUACCAAAAAGUCGAGGAUUAAUCGGGGUAUACGCGGGGAUUAGUUUUUAUAUUUUUUAAUUAUAUAUAUACGUAUAUAUAUUAUUACAAGUGAAAGUUCGGCGUAGAAACGUCAAUAGUCCAGUGGUGCCUGUCGUUUUAGACUCUGCAAGAGGUAUAGGGUUCGAAUCCUCCCAGUCGCAAGUUUUCUUUCAUUUUUAUUAGCGCGAAUUCGGAAAAAAAAUUUAAACUUACUUUCAUUUGUCCCACAUCGCUUAGUUGUUGCAAAAGGGUGCCUUGAAGUUCCUUAUAAAUAGAAUUGACAAGGUUUCCAUUAUACCCAGGCUAAUGGGCUUCUUACAGGGACCCGAUUAUUAGCCAACAAAGUCUAAAUAUUUUCUAAAAAAUCGGUUAAUCUAGGAAAUAAUCGGUUUUUCAAGCGAAUAGUCCGUUAUCCGAUUAAUUGGAGCGAUUAAGAAAAACUCGCGGCGCUUGCCCUCCGUCUAACACCUAAUCGGGUGCCUAGGCAGUUAGGCGUCCGCGUUUUUGAACAGGGGGUAUUAUUAACUCCUUGAAGUUUUUCUACUUAUAUGUUUCUUGUUGUUGAGGUAUUGAUUCUCUUAAACAAUAACAUGAAGCUUGAGCAUCGAACUAAUUGCCACGUCCAGUGAAGUAUUUUGCGGACUGUCUACUGAUGGAACAAGAAGAGACAACUAACAUUUACAACAAACUUGGAUUCGACUUCAGUCUCUGAAGAAGGACUGUAAGAUUAGCUUCUCCUUAAUAACUCAACAAGCAUUUAGACAGUCCUCUCUUGAGAUUUUCAAGUUUGGUUUUCGGUUUCAUUAGCACGAUUUAGAGCUUCACAUUACUUAUUUAGUCAGUCUGUUGCAUCGCUAAUUGCAGGACACUUUAUAUUCUUUGCACUGGUUAUAAAUAGCCAGGCGCUUGAAGAUUCUGUAUGUAGCUUCGGUACCCACAUUUUCACUAGCUGAGUUGAAGCUGAGAAUGAGGUAAUAUUUGGUCAUAUCUUCUUAAUUAGCUUUAAUUAUCUUAGAAAAGCAAAAAUGUCUUUAGCCUAUUUAGAAAAGCCCAAAUAUAUUGUCGAUUUAGUUAAGCCCAUAUAUAUAUAUAUAUAUAUAUAUAUAUUCGCUUGGGGGAUAAUAAUUAGAUAUUUAGUUUAGACUUGUGCAAGAUUGUUAACUAAUGUAAAUAUUAAUAACUUUCCUUAUUAUUAAAACCAAUUUCUUGCGCCGGUUGAUAUAAUAUUUAUUACAUUACUUGCGCAAGUUAAAAUCAUAUCAUAUGCAAAUCACUUUUUGUUAAUACACAUUUAAUAUAUUUCUUUAAAAGAUUUCAUUCUUUAUUAGGGGUCAUUAAUAUGAUAAAUAAAUCGCCUUUAUAUAUAUAGGAGACACCCGAAUGCUUAAAAUUCAAACAUUCAGCCCUUACAAGAACAAUGGCAAUGGUGCGAGCCUUCAAAAACAUUGUUUCUUAUGUUAGAGAAUUAAAACCCCGCAAAGAUACGUCCCGUAUUGAAGUUAGGAUUGUUCGCUUGUGGAGAAACUAUAACAAAGAAUCAGGAAACACCAUUGAAAUGGUUUUGGUUGAUAAAGAAGUAAGUAAAAAUCACACAAAAUGCAAUUUUUUGGAAGCAUCGUUUAUGAUUCAUUUCGAGAUAUAUACUUAUUCUACGUUUAUAAAACUCUUAUAAUUUUUGUGACCAGGGGACAAGAAUUCAUGCUUCAGUUGGUGAACAACUCAUUAAAAAAAUCGAUGACAAGCUACGCGAGGGAGAUGCGAUUGUCGUCCAGUUGUUCAAAGUGUACGAUGCUAUUGGUGAAUACCGUACAACGCCACAUCCGUACAAAAUUGGCUUCUUUCAAACAACAUCGUUGAGAGUAUUUUUUGAUGAAGACGAACCUAUUGAGAGUAUUCUCAACAAAAAAACUGGCUAUUUAAGCUUUUCAACUAACCUUGGCUUUCAUCUUCCGGAUCAGGAACUGGUAUUUUUUUAUGAAGACGAACCUAUUGAGAGUAUUCUCAACAAAAAGACUGUCAACCAAUCCAUGUUUUUGGCCUGGUUCAUAGCAAACAGAAAAUACGCAGAGGCAAGAGAGUUGACAUAUGCCGAAUUUCCAACAAAAUUUGUUUGAAAAUCAGGUACGAGAGAAUGGGUACCACGGAAACGAGGCUUUGCGAUAGGGAGGAUUGCACAUAUUCAGCCAUCAGGUGAUAAGCUAUAUUUCUUAAGAGUAUUGCUAAAUUGGGUAAGAGGGCCGACAUCAUACGAGGAUAUAAGAACAGUUGAUGGUGUUUUAUAUCCUACAUACGAAGAUGCUUGCUAUGCGUUGGGAUUGAUGGAUGAUGACAAGGAAUUCAUAGAAGCUAUCAAAGAUGCCAGUGACUGUAGUUCUGCCACGUAUGCCAGGAAGCUUUUUGCAAGAAUGUUGGUUUCCAAAUCUUUGUCUCCGCCUCAUGUUGUGUGGGAAGCUACUUGGGAGUAUCUUACCGACGAUAUUCUUUACAAGAAGCGGCGAGAAACUGGACGACCUGAUAUGAACUUGACCAUAGAGCAGAUCAAAAAUAUUGCUCUUACUGAGAUCAAAAAUCAUUUGCUCAGCAAUGGUCGUAGCCUCAAGAAAUGGCCCCACAUGCCAAAGCCAGAAGAUUUUGGCUCUUACAAUGGCAAUCGCCUUAUAGAUGAUGAGCUUAAAUAUGUUGUGGAAGAUCAGCUAAAGGAAAAUGAAAGACUUAUGGCGAUGAUAACAGAUGAGCAAAGAGGGGUAUACGAACAGAUUCUGGAUGCAGUUUUAACUGAUAGCGGUGGAGUGUUCUUUCUUUAUGGUUAUGGAGGCACAAGAAAAACCUUCGUAUACAGAGCACUCUCAUCAGCGAUCCGAUCUAGAGGUAUGAUUGUUCUAAAUACUGCAUCAAGUGGAAUUGCAGCAUUGUUGUUGGAAGGAGGUAGAACCGCACAUUCUAGGUUUGGUAUUCCGAUAGAUGCAGACGAAUUCAGUACUUGCAAGAAAAUGGAGCCAGGAUCAGAUCGUGCAGAAUUAGUUAAAGCGGUAAAGUUAAUUGUAUGCGAUGAGGCGCCUAUGAUGAGCAUACACUGUUUCGAGACGUUGGAUCGUACAAUGCGUGAUAUUAUAAGAUCUUCUGAAGAAAAACCUUUUGGGGGUAAAGUUGUUGUUUUCGGUGGAGAUUUCAGACAGAUUUUAUCGGUUAUACCUGGAGGUGGUAGAGCAGAGAUUGUUUUGGCGGCUCUGAAUUCGUCAUAUCUUUGGGAGCACUGCAAAGUUUUGAAGCUAACAAAAAACAUGAGAUUGCUGGAUGGUCUUACUGAUGAUGCGGCAAAAGAGCUUCAAUCCUUCUCAAACUGGAUUUUGGAUAUUAGAGAUAGAAAAAUAAAUUUGCCUAACGACGGUUAAGUUGAGAUUGACAUCCCUUCUGAUUUGCUAAUACAAAAUAGUGGAGAAGAUCCUAUUGAGACUAUGGCAAAAGAGGUUUAUGGAAAAGCUUUUCAAACCUCGACAGAUAAGGAUUUGUAUAGACAUCGAGCCAUUCUUACUCCCACAAAUGAUGAAGUGGAUAAAAUAAAUGAUUACAUGCUUUCGCAGUUGCCAGGUAACAUGUUUUAUCAUUUAUUCUUAUGUUCAACUAACUUUUUACAUAUCACUAAACAAAAGGAUUUACAUAUGCUUUCAGGAGAAGAGAAGAUUUACCUUAGCUCUGACAGUAUUAUCCCAUCCGAUGUUGACAUAGAAGAAAAUAUAGUAUAUCCUGCAGAGUUUUUGAACAGUGUUAAAGUGGCUGGAAUGCCUAGACAUUGUUUGAAGCUCAAGGUUUGUGCUCCUAUCAUGUGUCUUCGUAACAUGGAUGUUGCAGAUGACUUAUGUAAUGGUACUAGGCUAAUUGUUACUCAGUUACUGCCCCAUGUGAUAGAAGGUAGAAUUAUAACCGGAAACAAAAUUGCUGGACAUCCGGUUUGGAUCCCUAGAAUGUUUGUCACACCACCUGACACAAAGUUUCCCUUCAGAAUACGUCGAAGACAGUUUCUAGUUACUUUGGCUUCCGCAAUGACCAUCAACAAAAGUCAAGGUCAAACACCGGAAAGUGUUGGGUUGUUUCUGCCCAGGCCAGUGUUCUCUCAUGGUCAGCUCUACGUUGCACUUUCAAGAGUUAAGUCAAGAUCUGAAUUAAAAAUUCUAAUAACUGGUAAAGAAGGGAAAACGCAGACAAAAACAUUGAAUGUUAUCUUCAAACAAGUUUUUCAGAAUAUUUCAUAGUUACGGUACGUAAUUUUAAUCUACUUUAUUUGCAAAUACAAAUUUUUAAGUAUAUAAACUGUUACAAUUAUUUAUUUUUUGUAUUUGUCAGAUGGGUAGUGAUGAGUUAGGAGACCGAUUAUAUUCAGGAGCAUCCCGUUUUCUGACUACUUCGUGUCAUGGCGGUAUGUCAAUUUAAUAUUAUUUCAUGUUAAUUUUUAUUUAGAAACUUAUAAAUCUAUCAAAUAAUGGU